AGAGGAGCAGAGUGAGCAAGGCGGAGCGGCAGUAUCUGAUCUCUUCUGGCUCUGUGGAUGCCGCUUUCUUACUGUCCAGUUUUAUCCUGAAGGGACUCACUAACAAGCAUCAUUGAAUGAUGCACGAUAUUAAACCUCAGCCACUCAGGUUUAUCACCUGUGGGCUCUAUGCAACCUUUGGGGAUUGAGAUUACAAAGCAGGGACGGAAAGGACCCCAAUGGAGCCACCGCUCACUGAGGAAUGGUCUCUUUCUAAAGGCCUCAUCCUAUUACCAGGAUAAUGCACACAUCCCCAGUGUGGUUCUCUGCAGACACCAUGAGCAACAUGACUGUGCUUGACACUGCUGACCCCUAUGACCUUGACAGGACCUCAGACAAGGCCAUUUACCCUGUCAGCUUCCAGGUUUCUUUGACAGGCUUCCUAGUUUUGGAGAUAGUUUUGGGCUUGAGCUCCAACCUGACUGUGCUUGUCCUCUACUGUAUGAAACAGAACCUGAUCAGCUCCGUCUCCAACAUCAUCACCAUGAACCUGCAUGUGGUGGAUGUGUUGGUGUGUAUAUGCUGUAUCCCGCUGACAGCCGUGGUGGUGUUCCUUCCUUUGGAGGCGGACACAGCCAUGAUCUGCUGUUUCCAUGAGGCCUGCGUCUCGUUUGCAAGUGUAGCGACUGCUUCAACCAUCCUGGCCAUCACUGUAGACCGCUAUGACAUCUUAGUGCGGCCGGCCAACCGUGUGCUUACAAUGGGCCGAGCUGUGGUUCUACUGGGAUCCAUCUGGGCUCUCUCCUUUUUCAGUUUCCUGGUUCCAUUUAUGGAAGUGGGAUUCUUCAUCAACUCUGAUUCAGAGUUUGUGAACCAGACUGCAGUUGUCACAGUGUCUCAUACUAAUGAGUAUUACACAGAGCUUGGUUUGUACUAUCACCUACUAGCACAGAUCCCUAUAUUCUUUUUUACAGCUUUAGUAAUGCUAGUGACUUACUACAAGAUCCUUCAGGCACUUAAUAUUCGCAUUGGAACACGCUUUCAGCAGAACCUUCCUAAAAAGAAGCAAAAGAGUAAAAACACUAUCUCUUUGAGCACUGCGACUCAAGUCGAGUCAACAGACGCGUCACAGAGCAGCACAGGAGUCCGGGCAGGUGGGACUGCACCUUUGGGCAUGCAAGCGUCAGUGUCCGUCAUCAUUGCAAUAAGACGAGCAGUCAAGCGACAUCGGGAGAGACGGGAGAGGCAGAGACGGGUCUUCAAGAUGUCUCUUCUCAUCAUCUCCACCUUCUUACUUUGCUGGACUCCAAUAACCGUGCUAAACACCAUCCUUCUCAGCACUGGGCCCAGUGAUUUAACUGUUCGCCUCCGCUUAGGCUUCCUGGUGAUGGCCUAUGGAACCACUAUCUUUCACCCCCUCCUCUAUGCCUUCACGCGACAGAAAUUCCAAAAAGUUUUGAAAAGCAAGAUGAAGAAGAGGAUGGUGUCUGUGGUAGAAGCUGACCCUACACCCAACAAUUUAGUCAUCCAUAACUCCUGGACUGACCCCAGGAGAAACAAGAAGGUCACCUUUAAGGACACGGAAGCCAGACAAAAGUGUCUAUGCUCUCAGGAUAUUGAGUAAUGGGAUUAAAGUUAACUUGUCAAUCAUGUAAAGUAAUUGGGAAUUUACCUUUUUUCACGGAACUGUGUUUGGGCUUCUUAAAAUGUAAUAAACUAUGAAUUCACUAUUUUUACAGAAACAAAACAAGUCUCACAAUA
Gymnodraco acuticeps is the source of this 1740-nucleotide messenger RNA. Its product is annotated as G-protein coupled receptor 22-like. NCBI's taxonomy places the organism in Eukaryota, Metazoa, Chordata, Actinopteri, Perciformes, Bathydraconidae. Gene Ontology annotation, biological process: G protein-coupled receptor signaling pathway. The transcript is spliced from 4 exons. The coding region runs from base 281 to 1603 and encodes 440 amino acids. Gene Ontology annotation, molecular function: G protein-coupled receptor activity; peptide binding. Gene Ontology annotation, cellular component: membrane. The record is from RefSeq and is a predicted model, not a curated record.